Messenger RNA from Panicum virgatum (switchgrass), 2120 nucleotides. RefSeq names its product deoxycytidine kinase-like. Gene Ontology annotation, molecular function: deoxynucleoside kinase activity. Gene Ontology annotation, cellular component: cytoplasm. Lineage: Eukaryota; Viridiplantae; Streptophyta; Magnoliopsida; Poales; Poaceae. Bases 444 to 1340 code for a protein of 298 amino acids. The transcript has 5 exons. The record is from RefSeq and is a predicted model, not a curated record.
AGCACGCAGCUCUGUCUCCUCGACCUCCGCACCCCCCUUCCCGCCAAAAAUCAACAACCCUAAACCCCCAUGCCCCCCGCCGCCGCCGGCCAUGCGCCGCCUCCUCCCUCCCCGCCGCUGCCGACCCGCCCGUAGCUCCUCCCACCCGUCCGCGAUGUCCCCCGCCCCCCGCCCGGUCCUCCCCUCCACCUCCACCGCCCCGUCCGCGCCCCUCCUUUUCCCCGCCGCCGCGGGGUCCCUGCGGUUCGGGGGGCGGCGGUUCUCGUCUUCGGCGGCCGGCGGCGGGAGGGAGGCGCGGUUUCCGGCUAGGGAGAGCGUGGAGCUGCUGGGGAUCCCCGGGGUCGGGCCGCGGAACCUAAGGAAGCUCGUCGACGGCGGGUUCACGGAUCUCGCGCGGCUCAAGCAGCUGUACACGGAUAAGCGUGGGUGGGUCUACUGAGAAGAUGGUUCAGUUUUUGCAAAGUUCUGUUGGAAUAAUUCAUAAGAGCCAUGCAGAGAGCAUAGCAUCCUUCGUGAAAGACAAUGUUGUUCGGGAACUGAAAGAGGAGAGUGAGGUGCCUGUCAUGCAACCGGCCAAGGACAGGAGGAUAACCUUUUGUGUUGAGGGAAACAUCAGUGUGGGGAAGUCUACCUUCUUACAGAAGAUUGCUAAUGAGACAGUUGAGCUGCGUGAUCUUGUGGAGAUUGUACCUGAGCCAGUCUCAAAAUGGCAGGAUGUUGGUCCCAACCAUUUCAAUAUUUUGGGCGCCUUUUAUGCUGAACCUCAGAGGUAUGCCUACACAUUUCAAAACUAUGUGUUUGUAACAAGGCUCAUGCAAGAAAAGGAGUCCUGUGGAGGAAUGAAGCCGCUCAGAUUGGUGGAACGGAGCAUCUUCAGUGAUCGAAUGGUGUUUGUUCGUGCUGUUCAUGAAGCUAACUGGUUGAAUGGGAUGGAGCUUAGCAUUUAUGACUCUUGGUUUGACCCUGUGCUGUCAUCUCUUCCUGGCCUUAUCCCUGAUGGAUUUAUCUAUCUUAGAGCUACCCCUGAUACUUGUCACAAGAGAAUGAUGCUUCGAAGUAGAUCUGAAGAAGGAAGUGUCACACUGCAGUAUCUGCAAGAUUUGCAUGAGAAACAUGAAUGCUGGUUACUGCCUUCUCAACAUGGGGAUCACAGACUAUUGUCAGCAAGUCAAUUGCCAUAUAGCAUGGAUCACUCCUUGCACCCAGAUAUUAAAGACAGAGUGUUUUAUCUAGAAGGGAGUCGUGUGCACUCUAGUAUCCAGAAAGUUCCUGCUCUUGUACUGGACUGCGAACCAAAUAUUGAUUUUAGCUGGGAUAUCGAAGCUAAAAGAAAUGGAUGAGCGACAGUCUUCAGGUGUCACGUUGUUACUAAGCAGAGAACAGUAGCUGAUGCUGCAUUCCAUUAGGGAUUUCUGGGACAACGGCGGCCCGUUCAGUGCAUGAGAGCUGAGUGCGUCUGCUAUGUACCCUGCAGAAAGAAAGCAAAGUUAGUUCAGUGGAGACCUCUUGCUCUUUUUCCAGUGGAGGAAGGGUAUGGUUAAUGGCUUUUGCUAUCGACUAAUACAGUAAUACAGAGAACAUUGGUAGCCCUGCUGAGGUCAAUUGCUGGAUGGAGAUCAAGGGUCGCUAUGCCAAUGUUGCAUUUGCAAUGGUGCAUGAAGACAAUGUUCUGAGGAGAAGAUGGGGGAAUGCCCACCUAAUUUAGCAUCUGGGAACAGUGUGAUUGCAACAAACCACAGCAAUUAGUUCCUGAAUCACCAGACACUAGUGGUGUCCGGGUAACGAAUCGAAACAGAAACCUCUCAGUUGAUACAACUUGAUAGCAUGACCCAGAGUAUGAAUAUUUUGACUUGGUCAGCUGAGCAAUUAGGAAAGGAGACGCAGCUGGUUCUGGGAGCAACAUGCAACUAUGCAAGCGAUUGGGUUCCGCAUGUCAAUGACACACUCUAGGUGGCAUUUUGUGAUUCUUUUUUUUCUUCACAUUUUGAAUCAAACAUGUCAAACAACACGGAGUGUUCUCCCAUCACAGUGAAAUGAGAUGAUGUGGACCUCCAGUGUGGCAGAAUGAGAAAUUCCGUAAACUCUAUUAUUUCGAAUGGCAAAGCUAAUCAGUAUUUUGU